Messenger RNA from Mobula hypostoma (lesser devil ray), 3989 nucleotides. RefSeq names its product YdjC chitooligosaccharide deacetylase homolog (gene ydjc). The coding region runs from base 677 to 1627 and encodes 316 amino acids. The transcript is spliced from 6 exons. Gene Ontology annotation, molecular function: deacetylase activity. Lineage: Eukaryota; Metazoa; Chordata; Chondrichthyes; Myliobatiformes; Myliobatidae. Gene Ontology annotation, biological process: carbohydrate metabolic process. The record is from RefSeq and is a predicted model, not a curated record.
CUAGAAUCCGGAGCAACACCUAAUCUGCUGGAGGCUCCAACAACGUCCGUGGAAGGAAAGGAAAGGAAUUGCCAAUUUGAAGCACUAAUGCAGGAUUUCGACUCGAAACGUCACCAGUUCCUUUCCUCCACCCCCUCCUUACGCGACGCGCCGAGUUCCGGUCGUUCCCCUUUUAUUUCUGCUCUUUAGAGGGCGCAGGCACUUUGCGGCAGCGUUCUCCUUUCUUUGGGAAAAGGGACGCCCACUGAACCUUCACCGGCGAUCAGAUGGUCCCGGGAUUGGAUAAGGGUGACAGAAAAGAGAGAGUAUGUGUAAACGUUACAGAAGGCUCGCCUCCCUGCUGAGGUGGACGUGCGGAAGCCCGAAGCAUCCACGGUUUCUGUAGAGUACGACUGAGGUUGUGGAGGCGCUUCUGCCAAUAGACCGGCGAGACCAGAGACUUGCAGAAACGUGAUCUCUCACGGGGUUUUGUUACGGUACUGCCCCCUCCCUUUUCUUAAAAUGCCGAUCAAGGACGUAACAUCCUCCUGAACGGCGGGCAUUUAACUGCAAGGUUGUACGUAAAGGAGCUUUCCCCAGUUGGUACUUGGAAGUCUACUCGCCACUUCCACAGUUUCACAGUCCGGUAGCAUCAAGGAAUCGGGAGCCCGAAGCAAAGCAGUGCUGAUGUUUGAGAAUGCCACAGCCGACGGUGAGAUUAAUCGUGACUGGUGAUGACUUUGGUUACUGUCGGAGGCGGAAUCGUGGUAUCAUGGAAUGUUUCAAAGCAAAAGCGAUUUCCAAUGCAUCCUUGCUGGUGAAUGGGAGUGCAGCUAAAGAGGCUGCUGCAAUGGCUACCAGAAACAGGCUUCCCCUUGGCCUUCAUGCGAAUCUGUCUGAGGGUUUACCUGUCUGUGAACAACUCCGAAUGGGCUCUUCCUUGGUCAACAAGGAUGGCUUUUUCCAUGGGAAAAUGGGAAUUCGGGAAGUGCUGAAGAGCGGCCACAUCAACCUAUCUGAGGUUGAUAAGGAGCUCAGAGGUCAAGUGGAUCUAUUCUGCGAACUGACCGGCCGUUUACCUCUUCAUAUGGAUGGGCAUCAGCAUGUUCAUGUUUUACCAGGUAUCCGUGAUGUAUUUGCCCAAGUGCUUUCAGAUUAUGGCAUCGUUUACACUCGUGUUCCUGUGGAGCCAGGCCUGCAUUGCUGUGAUCAGAUAGCACAGCAUCUCAUGGACUUCUACCUACAGGUUGAAAAGGAUGCAUUCAAUUCAGUGGAAGUUUUCCAGCGACAUGGAAUUAGGUGGCCCGAUAUCUACAUUGGCCUAACGACAAUGGGGAAGGAUAUGUCAGUGUCCAAUCUCCAGACGGCCAUAGAAAACGGCAUAGCAACGAGGAAAGUGAAGCAUCACCAGUGGUUGGAAGAUUUUCCUGCGGAUGCCCAAAGACAAGAUGAUACCAUAUUGACUAUGGAGUUAAUGGUUCAUCCUGGGUAUUCCAGCUAUCCCAACGAAGGCGGAUGCGGUGAAGGACCAGACGAGUUCUCCCUAUCUGCAGAUCGGCUUCAUGAACUGGAAGUCCUCAAGGCGCCUAAGCUACUAAAAUAUUAUGAACAGAGGAAUAUACAAUUGUGUGCUUUUAAAGACUUAUAAUAGUAUUGAUUCCUGACUCCCUGAGGCAAAUGGAGGGAGAUUGUAGAGGUACAAGAAGGUGCAAUAAUUACCAGAAUCAAUUCCGAUGUAAUGCAGUAGGUCAUCAGAGGGAAAAACAAAAAUGAUUCAGUGUCUCUCGGGAAAGGCAACAGAAUACAGGAUUUUAUGGGGAAUUUAAUUACACUUUCAGUAUCCCACGUUUAAUUCUUGUCCCAACAAUCACCAAAGGAAUUGUAAAGAGCUGUACUUCCCUCCCUUCCCCCUCCCAGUUCCAUCUAUCACCUGUUGCAUUGUAUUUCUUUCUCCCCUCCCCCUACCUUCUUAUUCUGGCUUCUGCCUGUAGCAAGGAGCUAUUUGAUUCACACGACCAUGCAGUGUUCUUCAAGCUUUUCACCCAUAGAGUCAGAAAAUCAAGUCUUAGGCGCAGGAACAUUUUGUACGUGAUUGAUAACUUAUAUAGGGGAUAUUAAAUUGUGCAAUAAACUGUUCAAGUUCAGGGUAAAGAGAAAUAUUUAAUGAUUUUAUUAAAUCCCUCGGUCAUCACAAGAUCUGGUUCACGAAUCACUUUACUCGGAUGACUGUUUACACUUGCUUAAGUAGUAUCUCUCAGGUUUCUUGUUGCAAAACACUGUAGCACCAGUCCUGAAGUCCUCAGUGUGAUUAAUGAUUGCAAAGCAGCAUUCUUAAAGGACUUGAAUCACUUGGACAGCACAGGCAGUGGCCAUGUGUUCACAGUGCCUGUGCCAGCUCUUUUAGGGUAGGAAGCUCUUUGAUUACAUUUGCUCUCACAGCCCUUGCAUAUAUUUAUGGAAUGCCUUUUGGAAAGUUACUGUUGAACCUGCUCUUGUCACCCUUUGCACGGUAAAGAUUUUACUGAGAUAAGUGAACAGAUGGUCUGUUUUAUGGUGAUGUUUGGAUCAAUGUUAGGCAGGGCACUAGAAACAUUGAUAUGGCAUCUAUUAUCGGAAAAUAUGUGAAUCCUAGAUCACAACACUCUGCUGGGAGGUUUCUGCCAACACAUUGUUGGACCACAUAGAAGUUUCUCUUAAUCAUGAAACAUUUUAAUUGAAUUAGAGUGCCUCCGUUAAGUUUCCCCUCAACUUUCUCCACUCUCUAUGAAAGUAGAUUAUAUAUUGUAUAUUUAUAUAUUAUAUAUAAAAUUAAUUAUGUAAUAUAUAAUUAAUGUUAUUUAAUUAUAUAUUACAUAUAGUUAAUGUUAUUUAAUCACAUUCUAUAUAGUUAUAGUUAUAUAUACAGUACUGUGCAAAAGUACAUACAAGAUAGCUAGGGUGCCUCAGAUUUUUGCACUGUACUGUAUUUGGCAACAUGGAGCGGACUGCAACUUUGUGAAUCUGGCAAGAACAAAGGGUGUUGGGAAUGGUGUGUGUGGAGUGCUGCAAGAGGGGUGUGGAACAGUCAGUGGCACAAAUGCAGACGCACCCAACCUGCAGACACAAGGCAAGGUCAUUUGAUUCUGAACAAUUGGUUUAUUGAUCAUUACAGAAUAUCUCUCUGGUGCUUCCUGCUCCCUCCCUUCUUCCAAAACAUGAUUCCCCUUUCCCUGCCCUCUUCCCACUUUCAGUCCACAAUACAGACCCAGAUCAGAAUCAGGUUUAUCAUGACUCACAUAUGUAUAUAUUUCUUUUAUGGCAGCAGUACACAGUGCAAUACAUAAAAUUACUACAGUACUGUGCAAAAGUCCUAGGCUCCCUAGCUGUACGUAUAUGGCUUAGACUUUUGCACAAUACUGUACAUAUACAAUCUAUUUCUAUAGAGAGCGCAGAAAGUAAAAGAUAUAUAAAGAUCUAAGACGCACGGAAGGAAGAAUUCAUCCGUGAUCACUGGUGCUAAAUGUGCAGAUUGAGCACAAGAUAUCACAAAACAUCCUACUGCCAGCUGCUGAGUUUUUGAAGUACAUUCAGGGUUGACACUAAAGCAAAAAUGUUCCUCACAGCGAAUGGCACAAACUUCAGUGAGCUGAGUGCCAAGAAAGUCAGUUUUAUGAAGAGAGUGAGGAUUCCUCCCUUGUACACUUCAGCUGAAGCAGAACAAAGCCUCCGCUCCAGUAUCUAUACUGUCACGGCACACUAGCUGUUCGCCGGCAAGCGUGCACUAAAUGAGCUACAACUGACACCCUAAAUUCUCAAAACACUUCUGCUGAGUAUGAGGUUAUUUCAUAACCAAAGGGAGCUGCGAAAUACUGUUGAGUCUACAAGGCUGAUGAUUUGCCUAUUUUAAUUUGAUGUUGAAUGUAGAAAUAUAUUUAAGUAUUAAUUUACAUAAUAUUUAGCUAUAAAACAAUGGGGGAUUUAAAUGUGUCAUAUAAAGUUUGGAAAAAUGCACUGUCUUAAUAAAAUUCACA